Molecule: messenger RNA, 2050 nt
Organism: Peromyscus californicus insignis
Lineage: Eukaryota; Metazoa; Chordata; Mammalia; Rodentia; Cricetidae
Gene: Hmg20b
Product: high mobility group 20B
Exons: 10
Coding region: 547-1758 (403 amino acids)
Biological process (GO): regulation of gene expression
Cellular component (GO): nucleus
Source: RefSeq, a predicted model, not a curated record
UUCAAGUGCGGAGCCAUCUCAUCAGCCCACUUUUUUUUUUUUUUUUCAGUGUGGUAAGAGUAAGCACAUCAGCGGUGGUGCACGCUUUUAAUCCCAGCACUCUGACACCCAGCACUGUCAGAGGCUGGUGGAUCUCUAUGAGUUCGAGGCCAGCCUGGUCUACAGAGUGAGUUCCAGGACAGGCACCAAAACUACACAGAGAAACCCUGUCUCGGGAAAAAUAAAAAGAGUUAAGUACACCUUGCCCUACCGCAGGGGGUUGCCUCUUUGGAAUUUAACUCCUUCCUCGGAAACUUACUGAGAACGUCCCCUCUACCGAGGACCCGGUCCUCAUCUCCACACUCCAGGUCCCGCAUCAGCAUGGGGACUACUUGCCCUUUAAGGAGCUCCGCCCCAUAGCGAGCAGCCAAUCGCCUCCGAUUGGUCCCGAGCGCGUCCAAGCGCAGCCGAACUUGACGCACCCGCCCGCAACCUGCCCGACGCACCUCCCACGCGGCUCCGCAGCUUCUCAGCCAAUCACCGCCGGGCGCGCCGAGACUAAUCUGCAUGACCCCGCCCCUCGUGGAGUUCUUGGCCAAUUGGAGCGCUGUGCUUGGCCUCAUUAGCAUAUGGGCGGGGCUGCCGCGGGCGGCUUGGUUGGAGCGUCGCCGCAUCCCGGGUCCCGGGAAAGUUUUUUCGGAGGUCCCGCCCAGAGAGGCCAUGUCCCACGGCCCCCGGCAGCCAGGCGGGGCCACCGCGCCUGCGGGAAGCAAGACUCCAGGCCAGCACGGGGCCUUCGUAGUGGCUGUCAAACAAGAGCGCAGCGAGGGCGCCCGUGCGGGAGAGAAGGGGUCCCAGGAGGAGGAGCCCGUGAAGAAGAGAGGCUGGCCGAAAGGCAAGAAGAGAAAGAAGGUUCUCCCCAAUGGGCCCAAGGCCCCCGUCACCGGCUACGUUCGCUUUCUCAACGAGCGGCGGGAGCAGAUUCGCACCCGCCACCCAGACCUGCCUUUUCCGGAGAUCACCAAGAUGCUGGGCGCCGAGUGGAGCAAGCUGCAGCCGGCAGAGAAGCAGCGGUACCUGGACGAGGCGGAAAAGGAGAAACAGCAAUACUUGAAGGAGCUGUGGGCGUACCAGCAGUCGGAGGCCUACAAGGUCUGCACAGAGAAGAUCCAAGAAAACAAAAUUAAAAAAGAGGACUCCGGCUCUGGGCUCAUGAACACGCUCCUGAAUGGGCACAAGGGUGUGGACUGUGAUGGCUUUUCCACAUUCGAUGUUCCCAUCUUCACUGAAGAGUUUCUGGACCAAAACAAAGCCCGCGAGGCGGAGUUGCGGCGCCUGCGGAAGAUGAACGUGGCCUUCGAGGAGCAGAACGCGGUGCUGCAGCGCCACACGCAGAGCAUGAGCAGCGCACGCGAGCGUCUGGAGCAGGAGCUGGCCUUGGAGGAGCGGCGCACGCUGGCGCUGCAGCAGCAACUGCAGGCCGUGAGGCAGGCGCUCACGGCCAGCUUCGCCUCCCUGCCGGUGCCCGGCACCGGGGAGACGCCGACGCUCGGGACUCUGGACUUCUACAUGGCGCGGCUGCACGGAGCCAUCGAGCGUGACCCCCGCGCAGCACGAGAGACUGAUCGCGCGCGUCAAGGAGAUCCUGGCGCGGGUGGCCAGCGAGCACCUGUGACAGGCCUCUGGGACCGGCGGACGCCCCUCCCACCCACCCAGGAGGAAGCUGGGGUCCCCGACGGGGCCGCGCCCGGUGCUGCACCCUGGGAUCUCCAGACCUGACCCCCAGUGAAAUCUCAGCGGCAUCCCUUUAGCUUCGAACCCUAGGCUCCCAGGUGGCAGAGCCGAGCGAGACCUGCCUGCCUCGCGGGGAGGGUCACCCAACAGCGGGAGAGGAACAGGAGACACCCCACCCGGUGCAGAGCGCGACUCCGGGGCGCUCACCCAGGGCCCGGGGACCCACUGCGCAGGCGCGGGGAGCCAUGGCAGCGUCGGGGAGGCUGAGUACAGCCCCCACCCCCAGCGCCUCCCUUCACUCAGUCCGGACUUUUAAAUAAAUGUUCCAUGAAAACAA